UCGAACCAUGACGAGAACCAGAGUGAGUUGCUGAAUCGCAAGCAAGCACAAUGAAAUGAUUAUGGAGUCACCAGUCAGAAUAUAUUUAGGUGCAGCACUAGUAGUAACGAUACUACUGCUAUGCAGUACUACAGCGAAUGGAGGGGCACUACCUGAACCCACCGCCACCACAAGAGAAGUCAGAAUCACUUCCAGAUUCUCUAGAACAAACACUACAUUAGCUACCACCAGAAAAUCUAAAACUCCAGAUGUAGCAUUAAAUGAACUACAUCCCAAAGAUUCUGUGUUAGAAGAACAUACAGAAAAGAAUGCUAAGUAUAAAGACAGAGGAAGAAUUAGGUAUAAUCUUAAACCGAGUACAGAAAGUUCUAUUCGAAGAAUUAGAACGUCCACUAUAAAAACAGCGGCGCCAUCUAGUACGGGAACGCCGAAGUUAAUAAUAGUUACACCAACACCUGAAAUCAAGAAGCCAGCGCAAAUCAUAGAUGGAAUGAAAACUUUUAAGAAAACUAAAAUGCCAGUGUCAAGCUCCACCACGCCGGUGUCAAGUUCUACCACGCCCAUGCCAAAGUCUGUGGCGUCGGAAGAAGAAGAAGAGGAGUAUGAAGACGAUGAAGAAGAGGAAGUGACGGAACCUUUUGAAAAAUACACUUCUGGCAAAUUUGACUCCAACUUCUUUACAAUCCCAAAUUACAAUAUCGAUUUUCAUCACGACUCCGUAGGUUCAGACAACAAAGUGAAAUCAGAAUACAGUAGUAGUCCAUAUAAUUCGUUCUCCAGUUAUUUUCCUGAAGUAAGCUAUGACCCCAACUAUCACGAUAAACCUUAUAAAGUUGAAAAUUUUUUCAAUUUUGAUUCUGAUUUAACUACGCCAAAAAAUGAUUUCUUCGAUAAGAAGUUUCAUGAAAUUUCUUCAAGCAUAAUAAAGAAUUUAGAUACCAUCAGAUCUAAACAACCGCCUACACCAAGCACCACAAAUACUUAUAAAGUCAUUAAAGAAAACAUGAGACCUACAAUUUUAAGCAAUGUUAGUCCUAAAAAUCAAUCAACUGUAAUUUUUAAGAAUACUAAAGAAAUUCGUCUUUUAGACAACGACGAGGCUGGUACAGCAAAUAAUAAAGAACUAUCUGACGUACACGGUACAAGUAUUUAUUAUGAAGUGUCCGUUUUGUCGACUGAAACUUACAAUUUGAAUUCAAACGACGAUGACUGCGAUAAUGACACGCUGCCUGCCGAUCCAACUGCUAGCACAUCAGUUGAACAAGAAUUAGUAUCUCUAAAAACUACACAGCCAACGCUUUUAUCUUCAACGAAGGUGGCCCCUAAAGACUUAAAGUCUGAAAAAUCUGAAGCAAUAUCAACAUUAUCGCCUAACUAUUUACCGUUCUUACGUUCAGAUUCACCAUUAUUUGGCACGGCCACUCCAAGUUCUAUUCCUGUUUCUACACAAAAUUCAGUGUCUUCUACUGAAAAAUCAAAACGAAUGUAUUCAAGUAGCAUCACUAGAAACAGAAGUUAUUCCAAGCGCCUGAAUGCAUCUGGUGCUAAUGAUUCGCCUAACAACGUUACACCUAGAGUAGAGUCGUCGACUGUACAACAAGUGCAUAGAGUGCCAACGCGUAAGUUCCACUACACUACUCCUAAGACUAAACCUGUUUGGAUGGCUCCUAGAAGAAACGUAACAAGAACCUCUUACACCAGAUCCACAAUACCUACUACGAUUUAUUCGGAAUAUUUCAGUAUCAAAGACAAACUUUCCACGACUACUCCAAGAUCGAAACAAUCUUCUAGAACAUCUUUGACCACAGUGUCGUCAGAAAUAGACCCAGUGUUGCAAAGUGAUGUCAGUGGAGUAAAAAAGAUAGUUCAUUCGCAGGCGAUAUCUGAUAAUAGUAUACCGACUUUAUGGAAGAGAGGUUCGACGAAGUUUUCGUCGUCGACAGCUUUGCCUGCAGAGGUGGAAUCUGAUACCAGUGACAUGGAGAUCCCUCCGACGCUGACUGCAUGGGCUCUGGCAAGCUUAAGAAGCACGCCUGUCCAGGCGAGCCCGACGAUAAACGUGACAGCCGCAACGCAGAAAAGUAUCGACGAAAAUGAAUUACAAAAAGUCGGACAAAUGCCAGACAAGAAAGAAACGACAACGACUUCGACUACGACCACGACCACUGGUAUCAACAACGCUAUAAUUUCCGAAAAAUACACAGAACUGAUUCAGAAUAGACAACCUUGGCGACCUGCAAAACCUAUUAUACCUCCAAGCACUACCAACCUUAUAACUUCAACAGUCACUGAAAGUAAGUUAGAGAAGCAGCCUGCCGAGAGCAAUAUUUCUUUCCAAAGCAGCGCCAAGCAUAAAGCUUCAACUGAAAACAUGAAUGUGGGUUCUACCGGUCCAACUAUAGAAACAGAAAAAGAAUUGGUACAAGCACUGAAAAACACGGAAACGACUACAGAAGAGGUACAAGAAACAAUUCCUCCGGUUGAUGCUCCAAAGUCAACCGGUUUCGAAUCGAUUACGAAACUCCCUGCUGGCAUGACUACGCCACACGACGAGACCACUGGUUCUGAUCCAAGCCAUGAUGUUACAGAAGCACCCACUACAACGGACUAUGAAAUUACUACUAUUCGAUUCUCUUAUGUCCCUACCGAAACAACUGAAUCUCAAGAGAAAGUUAGUACAUCUAAUUGGCAUACAUUGUUUCCUACUAGAACUAAAUCAACAACAAUAAAAGAUGAGCCAAUUACAACAUAUAGACCUAAAUAUAUAACGUCGACUGAUGUAGAAGUAGAAACAACUACUGUAAUCCUUGAAACAACGCCAGGUUUAGAACUAUCUUCACAAGUUGUUGAACAUGUGACCGAAAUACCACUUACUAUUCUAACAGCGAAAACUACGGAAGAAGUAGAUUUACAAAAUGAAACAACAACUGAGAAGCUGACUGUUAAACCUAUGACUACAACCAAUAAGACACCAGUUGAAACUACGCCAGUACCUACUACUGAAGAGUUUGUGGAAACAACUACAAUAAUUGUAGAAAUUGCAACAGAGAUUAAUUCUGAAAGAUCGAAGCUCCCAACAACAAGCACUGAAGUUUCGUUAAGUACAGAAAUAUCAUCGAUUGAAGUGACUGAAACUACACCCAGUGAGUUUCGUGAUAGUAGUUCUGAAGAGAAUAGCGGUAGUAAUGAAGUUAUUACUCAAGAGACUACAAAAAUGUCACCGUCUGUCUCAACAACUAUAAGACCACGAAUAACAACUGUAACUACACAAGAAACAAUUACAGAAAAUGAAGAGCCUACGACAGUAACGGACGUAAAACCAACGACUACUCAAACUGCAAAGAUUUCUGAGAUGACUCAACACGACACGACGCUAGAAUCUACAACAGAUAUUACGACAACGGAGGAUUUGUCAAACUUCAAUGUAGAGGUUACGACCGAAGCUUCUUCAAGGGUGCUAAGUGAAGAUUCUGGCUCAGGAGCAGCAGUGGCUAUUGCUGUUAGCACGAUUGGAGUCAUCGCGCUGAUACUGCUGGUUGGACUAUUGCUCGUGGUUCGCCGCCGCGGCCGCCGCGGGGUGUAUGCUCAGCGAUGUACUCCUGUCUCCCUGGACGCUUAUAGCCUGGACAGCGUCAGUGUCGGGCAUAGGAAAGGUAACCAAAGGCUGCGGGCUAGCAAGAGGAGCUAUGGAAACCCAGCCUAUGAUGAUGAGGUCACCUCCCAUCCGAUGCAGUAUGCAGCCCUCGCCAACUUCGCCCUGGACGUGGAUUCUAUGUCAACAGAGUUUGCAGAGAUCCCAUCCGUCACCGUCCGUCCUGACGAGGUGCCUCCAGGCUGUGAGGAUAAGAACCGGUAUUCGAACGUGCUGCCGUUACCGGAGACCAGGGUCCCCUUAAAGAGGAUUGGCAAUGAUCACACUUCAGAAUACAUUAAUGCCAAUUAUAUUACGGGUCCAGGUAACAUAAAAGGUUACUAUAUCGCAUGCCAAGCCCCACUACACAACACCGUGGUGGAUUUCUGGCGAAUGGUGUGGGAACAGAAUUCAAGGGUUAUUGUCAUGUUGACCGAGUACAUGGAGAACGGAGUUGAAAAAUGCUACGAAUAUCUUCCACCAUCAGAAGUAUCAGACAACAAGCGAACAUUCGGAGAGUAUCAAAUUAUCCUCAUGAAACGAGAGCAGCGUGACAAGUACGCCAUAUCUAGCGUCCAGGUCAUUAACUUGGCUACCAGAACCUGGAGAGAAGUGACUCAUCUGUGGUACUUCUGGCCAGCAAAAGGAGUACCUGAUGAUUAUGAGUCGGUGUUGGAGUUCUUGUCAGAGAUGAGAAGCUAUAUGAAGAUAGCACAGACUGCCAAAGAAUAUGAUGAAGAAGGAGUAGAAGUAAUCUACGGCGACCAGAACCGUUCAUCGUUCCACAAUUUGUCCAAGCUACGCAGUGACGAGAACAACUCUGGCAAUGGCGUCAACGUAUACUCUCCGGCAAGGGCUGAGGAGCAGCUGCGCAGGGGCAAUACUACUAAUGGCACGCUGAGCAGAAUGAAGGCGGCUUCUGAGGUCGAAGGUGUGAGACCCUGCGUAGUAAUGUGCGCAUCAGGCGCAGGCAGGUCAGCAGCAAUGAUAGCCGUGGACAUCUGCACGCGAGCGCUGGCAGCGGGCAUCGCUGACGUGCCUCGAGUUGUGCGAGAGCUUCGCGCGCAACGUCCUCACUCGCUCUCCAAUAGGCAUCACUAUAUCUUUUUGUAUAAGGUUCUGAGUGAAUACGGUAACAAGUUGAUGGGUGGUGGAGUAGACACGAUCUAAGUCCAGGUCAUCGCUAAGUUCAUUUGCGUAAAACUAGGACAUCUUCAUGCGAAACAAGUUCCAUGACAAUUGUUAUAUUUCCUAAGUUUAUUGAGAAAACAUUGGAUUAAUAAUUUAAUAUACCAAAGUAUAAGUUACUAGAUCUCUAGAUAUUGUCGCUCAAAAAAGAAAUAUAUUUUGUUCGAGCAUUUUUUAUCUGUUACAUAUUUCGUUCCCAGAUUACGUAAUGAUAUUUAGAUCAUUUAGAUUUUGAUAAGUUUGUAUAUAAAUAUUUGUUCAUUUUAUUUGACGAACAAUUUUAUUUUUAUUUAUUUUAGAGAUCAUAUUUUCACUAGUCUGUAUAUUGAAAAGUCCCUGUUUAAGGGGUUUUUGUUUCCUGUUUUUUUAAUUCAGAAGUCUAGCAUAAUAUGUCACAAUCUACCAUAAUAAAGAAUAAUAAAAUUAGUGUGUGAGAUCUGCUGUGAUUUCUACUAACCUUAUUCUAAGCUGUAAAAAUACUAACCUGAUUUAAUACAUAGAAUUAAAUACUCUGUGGUAUUUUGUGAGUAGCUGGUUUCAUAUUGACCAUUUUUUUUCUGGCUUACUGGAAAAUUAUAAAGUAUUUAUAAUAGAGGAGGUAAGAAAACGUAUGUAGCUCCGAUUGGUUUGUAUUUCAAUUCAGCAAAUGUUUUUGAACUUGCUUUUUUACUUUCACUAUAGUUUUUAUUAUAAUUAUUUGUUACGAAAGUUUGAGGGUAAUACGUAAUAUUGAAAAGUAUCUUAACUGAUGGGACGCUUUCUAAGUACUUUACAAAUAUUUUGUUAAAGUGUUGUUACACAUUUUACUAAUUAAUUAUAAGUUUGUUAUGUAUAUAUGUAAUAUUUCAAUGCAGCUAACGGAAAUGUCGGGAAUAAAUUUGUUUA
This is a messenger RNA of Hyposmocoma kahamanoa, 5704 nucleotides long. Its product is annotated as mucin-5AC. The record is from RefSeq and is a predicted model, not a curated record. The transcript has 10 exons. NCBI's taxonomy places the organism in Eukaryota, Metazoa, Arthropoda, Insecta, Lepidoptera, Cosmopterigidae. Gene Ontology annotation, molecular function: protein tyrosine phosphatase activity. Gene Ontology annotation, biological process: protein dephosphorylation. Bases 56 to 4801 code for a protein of 1581 amino acids.